Molecule: messenger RNA, 1515 nt
Organism: Exaiptasia diaphana
Lineage: Eukaryota; Metazoa; Cnidaria; Anthozoa; Actiniaria; Aiptasiidae
Product: cathepsin L1
Exons: 6
Coding region: 114-1115 (333 amino acids)
Biological process (GO): immune response
Cellular component (GO): lysosome
Molecular function (GO): cysteine-type endopeptidase activity
Source: RefSeq, a predicted model, not a curated record
GAGACGAGCUUCCAUAUAGGAUAAACAUUUAAUUUGUACGUCUCGAGGAUCUGUUCAGUUAUACAAAAGGAAAAGGAAAAUUUCGCCGGUGUAAGAAAGUAAAUCUUCAAAAUAUGGAAAGCAUUUUCCUUGUUCUACUUUUUGUAGCUGCUGCUUCAUGUGUUCCUGUAUCAGAAUUAUUAGAAGAUCCCAAUUGGCAAGCAUGGAAGUCAUUCCAUGAUAAGCAUUAUGUAAAUAAAGAAGAAGAAAAACUAAGAAAUUUGAUCUGGAACAAUAACCUAAAGAAAAUUAAAGCUCAUAAUGAAGGAAAGCAUUCAUAUAAACUAGCUAUGAACCAUCUUGGUGACUUGACACCUGAAGAAGUCAAACAUUCCUUAAAUGGAUUUAAACAAACCUUUGGUUUACUAGAAGGAAGCCGCUCAAACAAAGGUGUACAAUUUCUCUCUCCAUUAAAUUUGAAAAAUGUCAGCUCCAUAGACUGGCGAGCUAAAGGUUAUGUUACUCCAGUAAAGAAUCAAAAACASUGCGGCUCUUGCUGGGCGUUCAGCACUACUGGGGCGUUAGAAGGGCAGCACUUCCGCAAGACUGGUAAACUUGUGUCCCUAAGUGAACAGAACCUUGUUGACUGUUCACAAAAGUUUGGCAACCAUGGGUGUGAGGGAGGUCUAAUGGAUAACGCCUUUAYGUACGUCAAGGCUAAUAAAGGCAUUGAUACUGAAGAAAGUUACCCAUACAAGGCAGUGGAUGGAAAGUGUCAUUUUAAUGCUUCAAAUGUUGGUGCAGAUGACAAUGGUUUUGUAGAUAUUCCCGAGGGAAGCGAACCUGCUCUCAAAGAUGCUGUAGCUUCAGUUGGACCUGUGUCUGUUGCAAUUGAUGCUAGYCUGACCACAUUUCACUUCUACAGUAAAGGAGUGUUCAGUGAUUCMAGCUGUAGCAGUGUAAGAUUAGAUCAUGGUGUGCUGGUUGUUGGAUUUGGUAAUGAAGGUGGACAAGACUAUUGGCUGAUUAAAAACAGUUGGGGCACAGUUUGGGGAGAAGAGGGUUACAUAAAGAUGGCAAGAAACAAAAACAAUAUGUGUGGCGUUGCCAGCAAGGCAAGCUAUCCUCUUGUAUGAAACCUCAUCAGCACRAUUAGAACUCUUUAUCCUUUCUUUUUCUUAUCUUCUUGUGUAAACACUCCAGAGAAAUUAUUGUACUAAACUAAAAAUAUUUAAAAGUAUUGAAAUAUUUACAAUGUCAAGCAUGUAUAUGCUGUUUUGGUAUUUAUGAGAUGAGCUGCAAAUAUGUUGCCAUAAAUGUUUCCUCACUAUUCAGACUACCUGGGAGCAAGUGUAAUUGUUUCACUUUGAAUUCACAGUUAAAUUCUUAGAAACAAAACCUUAUUUUCCCACAGGGUUUGAAUGACAGUGUAUAUUUAGCAGGCCUAUAGGAAGAAAAAUACUGUGUAAAAAUAAUCAAUAUAAGAUAUUAUGAUUUCUACUCACGUUUGCAAUAAAAACUGAAGAAGGAUGUGAA